Hyaloscypha bicolor E is the source of this 1185-nucleotide messenger RNA. RefSeq lists its product as uncharacterized. The record is from RefSeq and is a predicted model, not a curated record. The transcript is spliced from 8 exons. Gene Ontology annotation, biological process: monoatomic cation transport; transmembrane transport. Gene Ontology annotation, molecular function: monoatomic cation transmembrane transporter activity. The coding region runs from base 1 to 1185 and encodes 394 amino acids. NCBI's taxonomy places the organism in Eukaryota, Fungi, Ascomycota, Leotiomycetes, Helotiales, Hyaloscyphaceae. Gene Ontology annotation, cellular component: membrane.
AUGGAUCCCGAAGACCCAUACUCCCUUCGAGCAUCAAAGCGAGAAGACGGCGACAACAAUAAACGAAGGUCCAUCUUGAAGGUGCCAUCCCACGGCAAGGCCAGGAGGGUCAAGAAGUACUACAAUCGGCAAAAUGCACUCAUCGAUGCCUACCUCAAAAGUGGUGAAGAAGAAGCCGCUGAGGUUGAAGAUACCCUCCAAAAUGGCUGGAAGGUCAAGCUCGCCGUCAAUGGAAGCUUUUCUGUCAACUUCUUCCUCUUCAUCAUACAGAUAUAUGCUGCCGUCUCGACAGGCUCGCUGUCGCUGUUUGGUACUGCCGCCGAUGCUUUCAUGGACCUCGUGAGCUCGAUCGUAAUGCUUAUUACAUCGAGACUUGCAGCAAAGCCUAACAUUAGAAAAUUCCCUGUGGGGCGCAAGCGUGUUGAGACAGUGGGGAUUAUCCUCUUCUGCGCAUUAAUGACAACAGUGGCUGCAGAGCUGAUAAUUGAGUCUGCCCGCGCCUUGGCUGCAGGGCCAAAGAACGAAGAUGACUUAAAGCUAAUACCCCUCCUCUUCGUCGGCAUUGCCAUCUUCUCAAAAAGUAUUAUGUUCGUCUACUGCUUCCUCAUCCGCCGCUACCCAGCAGGAGGCAUAUUCAUGCUUGACCACCGAAAUGAUAUUUUCGUCAACGUCUUCGGACUGAUCAUGUCCAUCAUCGGAACAAAAUUCAAGAAAGUCUGGUUCCUUGACCCGAUCGGCGCCAUCUGCAUCGCUUGCUUAAUUCUCUUCUCGUGGGCCUCGACGGCUUUCGAGCACAUGUGGUUCUUGGUUGGCAAAAGUGCUCCGCAAGACUUCUUGAACAAGUUGGUCUAUGUCUCUGUUACUCAUGAUUCGAGGAUCCAGAAGAUUGACACUGCUCGAGCAUACCAUGCCGGCGAUAAGUAUUACGUCGAAGUUGAUAUUAUCAUGGGACAAGAAGAAAAGUUGAAAGUGACACAUGAUGUAGCGGAGAGAUUGCAGAGGAAGCUUGAAGGACUGGCCGAUGUCGAGCGAGCAUUUGUGCACGUCGACUACGACGAAAUUCAUGAUGUCUCGGAGGAACAUAAGCCAUUGUAUGAGCCUGAAGAACCGAAGGCACCGCUGGUGGAAAGAGUGCGGGAGAAAUUGAGGUUCAAAAGCAGAAUAGAAGCAGUUUCAAGUGUAUAA